Saprolegnia parasitica CBS 223.65 is the source of this 750-nucleotide messenger RNA. RefSeq lists its product as hypothetical. NCBI's taxonomy places the organism in Eukaryota, Oomycota, Saprolegniomycetes, Saprolegniales, Saprolegniaceae. The record is from RefSeq and is a predicted model, not a curated record. The annotation marks the transcript as partial. The transcript has 2 exons.
AUGGAGUCCCACGUCGCGUCGCUCGCGAUAUCGCAAGGCGAAGUGCGUAUGCUCAACGAGAUUCUGCACUCGCCUGUCGCGCGCCAUCGGCCGUCGCACCGCUACGCCCAGUUGUGCCCGCUCUCGGACCCGCCUCCGCAGAACGUCAAUGAACUGCCCACGACGUACGAGCCGCCGCCUCAAUACGACAUUGGUUUCAUCACCAAUAGCGACGCCAGCCGCAUGCAGCAUCCCACGUACGGCGCCAAGGAGACCGAGACGCGUGCGGUCUCGUACUCGUCGUCUUCGCCGUGCACGCCGCUUGGUGCUAUGUAUGCGAAUGCACCAACGCCUACGACCACAUAUAGUACGUCGAGUGGAUACAAGCCAGUCGACAGCCCGCGCGUGCAGGCAAGCGUUGAAGUGCCAGCGUCGUGGUCGUCCUACGGCACGCCACCACAGUACCACCACGAACCUCGCGGUCUCCCUCAGCGCGGGCAAGGAUACGAGCUGAGCCCGCGUCCAGUGCAAGCAUUGGUACCACCCAGCUUUGGCACGCUUUCGUACAUGCCAACGUACUUGCCUGGUACAAACAUCCAGUACCAGCACAACUACUCGUCGAUCUCGCGACCCUACGGUUACCAGCCCCCCGCGGAGACAGCACGGAACGACGAACAACAGGACAAUACCAAGAAGCCGCCCCGCACGUGCAAGUACGCCAACUGCAUGAAGACGAUCCAGCGCCACGGGCUCUGCCACAAGCACGGCGGG